CACCCCCGCUGCCGCCGCCCCCUCCCCUCCGCUCCCCAAAGAAGUCCCCCAAAGAAGCCGCGGCCUACCCUUCUGUGAAGUUCUGCGCCCCUUGGUAGCGAACCCCCGGCCCCACCAUGUCUAACGCAACCUACAAUAAGAUGUGGGAAGAAGCCCAAGAAGCCCUGAACUCUCUGCUGGAGGGAGAGUCUGAGAAGGCUCUGGAGCCACCCCAGGACCAGGUGAUGAUCUUCCAAAUGCUGGCCACCUUCUACAUCAAGUACGUGCAGAUCUUCCGCAACCUGGAGAAUGCCUACGACCAGAUCGUGCACCCGCAGAAGCGCAUCCUCAUCCGGCAAGUGCUGGACGCGGUCAUGGGCCGCAUCCUCGAGCUCAAGAAUGAGAUGGUCGAGCUGGAGUUUUCAGAGUUCCAUUACUUUGAUGACAUCUUGCAAGACCUCAAACUGGCCCCUGAACAUCUAGACAUUCCCAUUCCAAAGUACUUUUUGAAAGAGAAGAUGGAGGUACUAAGGGAACGAGAGAAGAUCCUCGCUCAGAUCUUGGCCAAUGCUGGAUUGGAAGCGCUGCACCUGAAGCUACCUCUAAAGAUCAUGCCCCUGGAAGAAGCCGUGAAGUUGAUCCAGAUCUCAGAGAGAGCCCGCCAAGGCCGCCUGAGAGCCAUCUUCAUGCGGCAGAUCUAUCACCAAGACAUUAGAGAAAAACAGGCCCGGCUUCAUGGGGAAAAAAUUCCAGACUUGGGCAGUGCUGCCAUCCGGAUCCAAAAGUUCUGGCGCUCAUUCCACCAGUAUAAGAAAACUGUAAAGGAAAAGGAAGAAGAAAUGAUAUUUCUAGGAAUGAACCCAUCACCACACCUGCAAAGUUUCAACAACACACUUCUCAAUGCUCAGAAAGUGAAUUUCCUACGUUAUGAGGUCCAGGAGAAACACGAGGAGGAGUAUCAAGAAGCUUUGGUUACCAUCAAGACAAAUUUGAAGAUGUUAGAAGGUGCAGACAUCAAAGAGAGCCUCCAGGACCAGAUCCGGCAUUGGUUCAUCGAAUGUAGGAAUAUGACCGGCACAUUUCCUGAUUACCCUAAGGAAGAAGAAGGGGGUUCGGCAAUUAUUUUUUCAGAAAAGACCCCACAACAGGUGAUCGAGGACAUUAUAGCCAAGGAAGAAGAAGAACUUCAAAAGAAGGCGAAAAAGAAGGAGGCAAAGGAGGAUAAGGACAAGAAAGAAAAAAAGAAAAAGAAAGAAAAGGCAGAAAAAAAGGAGACCAAAAAGAAUGAAGAAGAUGAAAGAUGGAAAAUGGCACCCAGUCUCUUCAUCCCAGACAUAGAAGAAGGAAACAAUAAAUACAAAGGAAUCUGGAGGGACAAAGAUGAGUCCUGGAAUUUCCCUCAGGGUUAUGACCCAGAGAUGAUCAAGGAGGAGAAGAGGAAAGAACUGGAAUCAGAAAUCAGACUUCAGGUGGAUGAGCUGAUGAGACAGGAACUAAAGAAACUAAAAUUAGCUGUUGACAGAGAAAAGGAAGUCCCAAGAAAAGCAAAGAAGAAAAAGGAGAAGAAGAAAGGAAGAAAGGGGAAAAAAGGCAAAAAGGAGAAGGACCUGACCCCUGACAGGACUCUGGAUUCCCUAUAUAAGGAACUUGUGGAAGAAGGGUUAUUAAUAAGACCUUUGAAAGUCCAGCUCUCUGAAUACAUUGGCGAGUUCUGUUACCUGGGAACUACCCUCCGCCACAUAUCGAUAGAACCGAUGCCAUCCCUGUCUGACGUGAGGCAGCUUAUCACCUUGUACGGGAUUCUCCCAUUAGGUUCGCAGACGGUUCAUGAGAGGGCGCCGUUGGUGAAGACGCUGCUGCUGGCGGGACCCUCUGGCGUGGGGAAAAAGAUGCUGGUCCACGCCAUCUGCACCGAGACUGGAGCCAACCUCUUUAAUCUGUCCUCAACCAACAUCGCCGGGAAGUACCCGGGCAAGACUGGCCUCCAAAUGAUGAUCCACAUGGUCAUGAAGGUGGCUCGUCUAUUACAACCAUCGGUGGUCUGGAUUGGAGAAACUGAAAAAACCUUCUACAAAAAAAUCCCCAAGACUGAAAAGGAGAUGGAACCCAGACGCCUGAAAAAGCAGCUUCCCAAAAUCAUCAAACUGAUGAAGCCCGAGGAUCGGAUCCUGAUUGUGGGCACCACCAAGCGCCCCUUUGAGGCUGAUAUCAAGCCCCUGUGCAAAGUCUACCAGAAGAUUAUCAUGAUCCCCCGGCCAGACUAUGCCUCCAGAUUCGUAUUGUGGAAACAAGUGAUUCAAAAGGCGGGAGGAAAGAUCACCAACUCACUGAACAUCAGUUGUCUCUCCAAGGUCACUGAUGGGUUCACCCAGGGACAAAUCGUCCAAGUGGUGAAAAGCACCCUCACAGACCGACGAGUCCGGCAGCAGAGGCAUAAGGCUCUGACAGCCGUGGAGUUCAUCGCCAGCCUGGCCCGGCUGGACCCCGUGUACAAAGAGGAAGAAGAGACCUUUAAGACUUGGUACUCCAAGACCCCUUUGGGUAAGAAAAGAGCGAUUGCAUUGUCUGGAGCUGAUGAAAAGGAGAAAGGAAAAGGAAAGGGGAAAGGAAAGGGAAAAGAAAAGAAAGGGAAAAAGAAGGGAAAAGAGAAAAAGUAAUUCUUCACAUCUUUAACUCUCUCAUUGAUGUUGAGGUUGACCAUUUCUCUGAAAAGAAUGAAUCAAUGCCCCAGAAUGCAGACCUAAGAAAAUCCUGCCUACUGAAGAAGCCCAAAGGAAAAAAAAUUCUUCCAAUGGUGAUGGUCCACCCAUGGGACACAACAGUUCCUGUAUUUCUCAUAUUCGUUCACUUAGUACUUUGGCACUCUCUGCUCCUAAGCUGGCAAACCACCACAAAAUAUUUUUCUCCUCAGUAUGCUAAGUAUGCUAGCCUUCCAAUGGUUUGUACAUAAU
This is a messenger RNA of Dromiciops gliroides (monito del monte), 2930 nucleotides long. RefSeq names its product IQ motif containing with AAA domain 1 (gene DRC11). The transcript is spliced from 19 exons. Gene Ontology annotation, molecular function: ATP hydrolysis activity; ATP binding. The record is from RefSeq and is a predicted model, not a curated record. Bases 117 to 2636 code for a protein of 839 amino acids. Lineage: Eukaryota; Metazoa; Chordata; Mammalia; Microbiotheria; Microbiotheriidae.